GAAUUUCCGCGCCUUUUCGCAGUCGGAAUGGACGCAAGAGUAAAACAACCUGCAAUAUUUCAACUGUCAUGACAUAUUAUGGAUUAAAUUGUAUUUUAACGUUUAAACAUCAAAUGCAGUAGAUUUGGUGAUAACGGAUAACUUAGAAAUAUGUUGCUGCCCUCCGAUAUCGCCAGACUUGUCCUUGGCUACCUGCAGCAGGAAGGUCUUACUGCUACAAGUCGAGCCUUCAUUUUUGAAAGUCCAAACCUGAAAGAGUAUGCUGAGCACAGUUCAGAGGAUGGGAUUAUUCCUGCCUGCGUGUUUUCUCUUUUUGGAAAAAACCUGUUUACGAUAUUAAAUGAAUAUGUUGCUGUUAAAGCAAAUGAAACAAGUCAAGAAAAUCAAAUACCGGUUGUAAUGACAUCAUUAUGGAAAAAGCUUGACUUCACGCUCAACCAAAUCAAGUCUAUGCAGAACUCUCCAGCUUUGCAAAUGUUCAU
Molecule: messenger RNA, 482 nt
Organism: Triplophysa rosa
Lineage: Eukaryota; Metazoa; Chordata; Actinopteri; Cypriniformes; Nemacheilidae
Product: protein NPAT-like
Exons: 5
Cellular component (GO): nucleus
Molecular function (GO): transcription coregulator activity; protein binding
Source: RefSeq, a predicted model, not a curated record